Molecule: messenger RNA, 2473 nt
Organism: Rhizopus microsporus ATCC 52813
Lineage: Eukaryota; Fungi; Mucoromycota; Mucoromycetes; Mucorales; Rhizopodaceae
Exons: 10
Coding region: 43-2271 (742 amino acids)
Source: RefSeq, a predicted model, not a curated record
GUAGGCAUUUCCAACUCUCAGUUGCUCUUUACUGUAUUUGACAUGGUACAACCAAACCAAAGGAUUUACUCUGCGUAUUUUAUUACUCCUCCUGUCUAUGAGAAAUGGAAACAACCUUUAAAAUCGCUCGAAAGUCGUUUAAAAACAGAGAUCAACUUUAAUUUUCAUGAUCAGUGCUUUGAGAUCACAGGAAGAUCGCAGCAAGCUUGUGAUGAAACGAUGCUAAAGAUUGUCAAAAGAAUGUUACCCGAAUUGCACACUGAAAUUGAUGAAAAUAUGAUGACGGGAACUUAUGAAGACUUGGAAAUUAUUGCCAGAACACCUUUACCUAGUCAGCAAAGAGCGACACAGUCCACUACAACCAACAGUCCUGUAGUGGGUAGACCACCUGAACUAGAUAAAGUAAAGGAAAAGAAGAAGAGACAAUCAUCGGAACCCUAUUACUAUAACGAGACAGAAAGUGAAGACUCUGAUUAUCAUGAGGAUGAAUAUGAAGAAACAUUUACGUUUGCAAAAAAUGUACAUAAUCCUAUGGAGAUCUUGACAGUUCCGUCUGUGGGGGGCAGCAAGCCAAUUGAUUAUUUAACAGUUAUCGGACAAGAAACAGACACUGAAUGCAGCUAUGAAAAUAGACAAGUGAAAAUUAUAGGAUCAGACGAGGAUUGUGUCAAGGAAGCCCUUCAGCGAUUUAAAAAUCUACAAACAAUCUACAAGCGAAGAAAGCGACCUACAACGACUGUUGCCUGUGUACAUUUGCCUCAGGACGCAGAAUUCGCCAUCUAUUUCUGCCCUAUUGAUAGAUAUGCGCGCAAGGAUUACGUCAAUAUUUUAACGUACAAGCAUGCACCUUACUUUGUCUUGCUUCCUGUAUUCAAGGAUAAAACCGGAGUAUUCGGAAAGCCAAAGGAUCGUAUAGAUAUACCCAACCUAUCUCAUGCUACAUGGAUACCAGCACAAGAAAAGCGGGCACCUACCCCUCAGCACUUUCAGCAAACAGAACUGUCGUUGGAUGAACGUAUGAAAAUGGUGUCUUUUAAAAAUAAGUUUAACGCUCCUCAGGCUGGAACAGCUCCUGAUCAGCGACCUUUGUGGGGUGAAAAGCAAUUUGUUCAUAUUCCAAGCGCCCAAACACCUCCUCUUCAACGCAACACGCCUCCUCCACAAACACAUCCUCCAGCUCGGAAAACACCUGAAGAAGAUUUUCCAGCUCUACCAUCCGCACCUCGUAAGGUACCACCUCCAAAGACUUCCAACAGAAGGGUAAUGCGCGUAGUCUCUCAAAAAUCAGGCUGUGAUUCUGUGAAAGGAUUAAGUCAGCUUGAAAUGCUUCGACAGUACAAUCUCCAUAACAUGAUGACUAAUUUGGGUCAAGGGUUAGAAAAUGUUCACGGCUACAAGGGCAAUAUCAAGCUUAGUGCUUACUUGGGAAAGAUCUUGUGGACUUCAUUGAAUCAAGAACAGCAGAAGAAGAUUUGGAAGUAUCAGCAACUUAAUGAUAUUCUUAUGAAAGAAGGAGGGGUCAAGCCUAUGUUUAAUGGACUUGUUACAGAAGAUGUAGGCACCAUUGCAAAGUUCAGAGAACUCUUCCCUUCUCCUAAUGGAAAGCAUGCUUAUUUUGAAAUCCAUGCUAAUGCACGUAAUCAACCUGUGCUCCCAUAUAAGCCAGUGGUCCUCUAUAUGAACCAACAUGCGGUCAACUUUACAAAGAUUGUCACAGGCACACACAGAGUUGCAGAAAUUGAUUGGGUCUCUCUUGACAGAAAGUAUGAUUUCCAAAUGGUCUUGCAAACUGAAGAUUUGACAAGAAUGGAUGUUAAGCCUUAUUCGACCUUCCUCAAGAAAAUCUCCAUCAGUCCUCACUGCAGGCAAAUCACCUAUGAGAAUGUACCCGAUUUCUUGGAAGUCACUGAUAUAUAUUUGAAAGAUACGACAAGACAUCGAUUGCACUUUCCAUUUGUUGUAGAAAUAACACGUGUAGAAAAACUUCCCUUGAUCCCUCAGAGAUCCUUAGGCUACAAUAUUAACAAAAUAUUGGGAGAUACUGGUCGUGGAAAGGUUUGGUAUACAAUAGAAAUUUUUUAUUCUGCACAUGAUCAAUUAUUCAAAUCAAAUCUGGAUCUACCUGUUGGCAAGUUUGCUUCUUGGACAGUAGAAGAUGUACUUGGAAGACAAGAUGAUCUCACCGGACCACUUGUUGAAUUUGUACGUUGUUUACUCUUGAUCAUUGAAAGAGCAGAAACUGUCGUUUCAAAAGAAAACGGAGAUAACUAACACAACAUUUACUAAACCUGGCAUUUCCCCCUUCUCCAUUAUGCAUAAAAGGAUAAUGAAAAAGUAAUUAUUAUUAGUAGUCUUUUCUAAAAUGAUACUUUAACUCAUUCAGUAACAAGUGUAAACACGCACAUAAAUGAGCUCCUUAUUACUAGUCUAAUUUAAAUAUGUGUAUAAAUAAAUACUCUUAAACUGCUUUCCC